CCUAAGCAGACGCAUUAUUCACUUCCUUCACAUUCAUAAAUAUUCAUUUUUAUCCCUAAGGCUCUACUCUCGUUGACUUCAUAAACACAAAUCGAUCAUCAUGUCUUCUUUUGAAAAAAAGUUUGAUCACCUGAAAAUGUCUCUGAGAGACAUACAAUCCGCUACCAAACAUUUUGCUGAUGAAAAUAUAGUCGGACAAGAUGGAUUUGGAAACCAGUACAAGGGGCAACUACUCUUAAGCUCCGGCCAAUUGAUUGAUAUUCUUGCACGGCGGUUAGAUCGUCGGUAUGGGCAAGGAACCAAAGAGUUUCAGACGGAGAUAAUGAUGCUGGCUAGUCUGAAGCAUCCAAAUCUGGUCUCUAUUGUUGGGUUUUGUGAUGAGAAGAUCAUCAUAAACAAGUAUGAGGCCAAGGGAAGCCUUGCCCAAUACCUAAGUGACCCAGUUACAUGGACUCAAAGAUUGCAGAUCUGUAUUGGUAUUGGACGUGCCCUCAGUUACAUUCACUAUGACAAAAAAACGCAGUUUUAGCGUUAUACAUCGUAAUGUUAAAAGUUCUUGUUAGAAAAAUAAACCGAGAUUUACAGGAUCAUCAGCCUAUCAUCACCUCCUUUUUUUAUAAUAUUGUGUUUCUUUUUAAACUUAUUUGAUUUCCUUGUACUCUAAAGGAGCCGUUGCUUUUAGUCUGUAUAUUUAGGGUGGCUCCCAAGUUGUAAGAUUAUCACAGAAAUAAAGAACCACAUUCAUUCAAUAGAAAUAAACUCAUUCUUGGUUUCUUUCCGGCUGAUUAACGUUUAACAUGGUAUUAGAGCGGGAAUAAAUCCUCGCUUUCAUCAUUUACCCGAAAAAAAAACGGAUUACUGCCAUGCCGGAUUCCGACGGUAAUAAUAUUUCUUUACAGAUUGCCAACCUUUUGAAGGAAGGUUUGAAUCAAACCAACACAUCCACAAAACAUAGCGUUUCCGACAGCCUCCGUAUCAAUAUCCAACUCAAUAGCCAGAACUUCGGGCUAUGGUCUCAUAUGAUACGGGCGGCUAUUGGUGGGAAGUCAAAAAACCUUCUUUACCAUCUCGAUUCGAAACCACCUGAAAGCACGGAUGCUCGAUACGACAGUUGGGAACAAGACGAUUUGAUUGUAUUCUCGUGGCUGAUUCAAAACAUCGAACCAGCAAUCGCGAGUAACCUUACAGAAUUUCCCACAUCUAAAACCUUGUGGGAAGCUCUGCAAACCACAUACAGCAGUGGGAAAGACAAGCUACAGAUUUUCGACCUUCACGUCAAAGCAAACAGCUUAAAGCAAAAAGAAGUGCCGGUCGAAGAUCUCUGGAUUAACUUACAAGGGAUCUGGGGGGAGAUUGACAGAAGAGAGCCAAACCCGAUGACCUGCACUACCGAUAUAAACACGUACAAUAGGCUGCGAUCUGAACAGAAACUAUUCCAGUUUCUAAAUGCCCUUGAUCAUCGAUUUGACACCGUGAAACGUGAGAUUCUCCGGGGUGAACCUCUUCCAACCGCGGAACCCGCAUAUGCUACCAUCCGGAAGGAAACGACCCACCAAAUAAUCCUUGGAGCCGGGACCUCCGAAACUCAGAUCCAUGGAAUCGCAUCUGGGUUAGCCACCACCAAUCUGCAACAAACUGAUGGUCUAGGGCUAAUCUCCAAAGGGAACUGCCGAUCGGAAAAAACCACCGGAAACAAAAAUGAUCCAAAGGCAAAAUUAAAGUGUGAUCAUUGUGGAAAACCUCGCCAUACUAAAGAUCAGUGUUUCCAUCUGGUAGGCUAUCCGGAUUGGUGGGAGAUUGGACCCAAGAGAAACAAUAAGGACGAAGGGAAACGCGACACCUCCACUACCGGCCAAGGCAGUAACGCCGGCGGCCGUGAAGGAUUUGGGGGAGUUGUGUCCGGCGACAACAAGGAAAAUACGAGCGACGGCCAUGGCAGUCAGAAAAACCCUCUCUCUCAUGAAGAUGACAAAGACCGUAACAUAGGAGAUCAGGACGGGGAGGAUUAUUGGGCGUGGCACUGAGCGUCAAGGCCUGUAUUAUGUGGAUGAGGUGUCCCAUGAUGGAGUGGCAAUGUUGGCUCUUGGAAGUGUGGAUCGCGAAGUAUGGCUAUGGCAUCGAGGUCUAGGACAUCCCUCAGACGGCUAUUUAAGAUUAUUAUUUCCAAAUUUUUUUCCUUUACAUCAAACUUUAAAUUGUGAAACUUGCAUUUUAGCUAA
This is a messenger RNA of Helianthus annuus (common sunflower), 2219 nucleotides long. RefSeq lists its product as uncharacterized. The transcript is spliced from 2 exons. Bases 864 to 2024 code for a protein of 386 amino acids. NCBI's taxonomy places the organism in Eukaryota, Viridiplantae, Streptophyta, Magnoliopsida, Asterales, Asteraceae. The record is from RefSeq and is a predicted model, not a curated record.